UUUUUGAUAUUCGCAAUUCUAAAAUUAACUUUCCAGCAAAACACAAUCCAUCAAGAAAGCAUCUUUGUAUCAAGCCAUCAAGAUAUUUUAUAAAUGUCCAACCAACUAACUAAAGCAAUGAACAUUCCACUCCAAACACCAAUAGUUAGAUCAUCAUCAUGGGCCUCAUCGUCAUCAUCAUUGCAUUGGUCAUGGUCAUAGUAGUUGCAUCAUCACCGUCCGAUCAAACAGAUGUCCUCACUCCACUUUGCAUCAGCGAAUGUUCCACGUGUCCCACCAUUUGCUCUCCUCCGCCUUCUAAUAAACCCUCUCCCUCCACACCACCACCUCAGUCUCCCUCAUUGCCGUUAUCCUCUUCGCCACCGCCUCCACCGCCACACAAACACUCUCCACCACCGCUUUCACAGUCAGGUUCACCACCGCCAUUAAUUACCGUCAUCCAUCCACCACCACCACGGUUUUACUAUUUUGAGUCCACACCACCUCCUCCACCACUAUCUCCCGAUGGAAAAGGUUCACCUCCACCAUCACCACCAUCGCCACCACCAUCGCCAAAGGGACAGUCACAAGGGCAGCAGCAGCCUCCUUACCCAUUUCCUUAUUUCUACUUCUACACGGCAUCAAAUUCAAUUCCUCUCCUUUCUUCUUCUUUUUUGAUUGCUCUUGUUGUAUCUACUCUAUCUAUUUUUCUUAACGGUUCGUUAGUGUAAAAGACUCCUCUAUUAUUAUAUAAUACGACUAAUAUAUACUGUAGUGUAUUUUUUUUUGUGUAAUAGUAUAAGAUUACUUUUUCAUCAAUGCACAUCGAACGUCAAAGUAUUCAGGCAUGUGAAAACGAGUUAAGCUA
Molecule: messenger RNA, 847 nt
Organism: Arabidopsis lyrata subsp. lyrata
Lineage: Eukaryota; Viridiplantae; Streptophyta; Magnoliopsida; Brassicales; Brassicaceae
Product: classical arabinogalactan protein 9
Exons: 1
Coding region: 159-710 (183 amino acids)
Source: RefSeq, a predicted model, not a curated record